AAUACAUAGUACAUAUUUAUAGCUGCAUUUGCAUACCUAUCUCUCUUCCUUCUCUCUGUAAACUUUUCAGCAUUUGUUACCUCUUCAUGCCCUAUCUAUCUCUGAGCCCCUCUUCUUGGAAAAGAAACUUAGCUCUGGUCUUUUUCCAGCCUCCCAGUUCUGGUUAUUUCAUAAGAUUACGACUUCUCUCUGCCAUUUCUCCUUCUGUAAUUAACUAGGAUUCUCCAACUUUCAGUCACUAUAAUGGGUUCUUCUUAGCUCACUUGGGUUUUAUUCUGCUUCUACUCUUCUUAAACUUCAAGCUUUUUCUAAUGGGGUUUUUGUAUUUCUGCUACUUCGUACUCAUACUUCUCGUUUCUCUCCUUGGUUUUACUGUUUAGAGCUUAGAUCGUGAGAUACUUUUGUUUUAUUAUUUCUGGCUUUCCGAUUCUGUCUUUCUUGGAGCUUGUUCUUUAGUCUUCAUGGUGGAAAAGGUUUUUGCCGACUUGUUUUGGUUUCGGAUCUUUUGAUAGUGGCUUGCUCAGCUAGAUCACCAGGUUUCAGUUCUCUUGAAAAAGUUGAGGUCAAUUCAAGAUCAGUCAAGCUUUUUGCUGUUCGAAUUCAAGAUUGUCACUUUUAGCAUCGUCUUCUGCAUGAGUCAACAUCCAUGGAGGAUUUGUAUAGGCUUGAUCCUACUUUUGCUUGUUCAAAUAAUAUUGUUACUGUUGAAAACUUUCCUUCAAACUUCACUGCUUCUACUGCUACUACUACUAAUAAUGCUGCUCAUGGAUUCUACACUUCGGUUGGUAAUUUACUUCAAUUUCAAGCUGGCAGUCAUGCACGAGAUUUUGAAUCAAAUAUUCUUGAUCUGACGAAGACCCAGAUCUCCAAUCAUCCUCGUUAUCCAGACCUAGUGUCUGCCUACAUAGAAUGCCGAAAGGUUGGUGCACCACCAGAAAUUGCGUCUCUUCUUGAAGAAAUAGGCAGAGAGAACUAUUCAACCAAGGUUUGCAGCAGCGAAAUGGGAGCUGAUCCAGAGCUUGACGAGUUCAUGGAAUCAUAUUGCGAGGUACUCCACAGAUACAAAGAGGAGCUAUCUAAGCCGUUCGAUGAGGCGACUACAUUCUUGUACGACAUGGAAUCACAACUGAACAAUCUUUGUAAAGGAACACUGUCAAAAACCUUUGAUUAUUAUGGCUCUGAUGAGGCAGCAGGAACUUCAGAGGAGGAGUUGAGCUGUGGAGAGUUUGAAGCAUCAGAAAGUCAAGAAUCUUCCGGUGGACGUCCUCAUGAUCAGGAUCUUAAAGGAAUGCUCUUGCGCAAGUACAGUGGCUAUCUUAGCAAUUUGAGAAAGGAGUUCUUAAAGAAAAGAAAGAGAGGCAAACUACCAGAAGUUGCAAGGAUGAUUCUUUUGGAGUGGUGGAAAAAUCAUUACAGAUGGCCAUAUCCUACGGAAGAGGAGAAGGUGAAGUUAUCAGAGAUAACUGGGCUAGAUCAAAAGCAGAUCAACAACUGGUUCAUCAACCAGCGGAAGCGGCAUUGGAAACCAUCUGAAGAUAUGAGAUUUGCUCUCAUGGACGGUGUCAGCAGCAGCAGCAGCAUGGGAGGCCAUUCCUACUUUGAUACUGGAGGGUGGAGCUAGAUGUUUGAUCUUUAUGGUGAAGCCUUUGGUUUUAAUUAAGCUAUCAUCAUCAUCAUCAUCUUCUACUUAUAUUAUUAAAUCUUCAAUUUUCCUUUUUGUAAUAUUUUCAUGGAAUUGAUUACAUGUAAAGUUGACAACUUUAACAUAAUAUUGUUGUUCCAAGAUCAUUUGGUGGCAUUUUUAUGACAGUUUCAUGGUCUAACC
Molecule: messenger RNA, 1825 nt
Organism: Manihot esculenta (cassava)
Lineage: Eukaryota; Viridiplantae; Streptophyta; Magnoliopsida; Malpighiales; Euphorbiaceae
Product: homeobox protein knotted-1-like 1
Exons: 5
Coding region: 647-1621 (324 amino acids)
Biological process (GO): regulation of DNA-templated transcription
Cellular component (GO): nucleus
Molecular function (GO): DNA-binding transcription factor activity, RNA polymerase II-specific; DNA binding
Source: RefSeq, a predicted model, not a curated record